AUGGCCAAUCGUGUCCCGUCAGAGGGCCACAGGCGAGGGACGUGGGGUCCGCGAAAGCCGUCCUUGGGCGGCCGUAGCGGUGGUGAAGGUCAUGCUGACGGUGCAAGUGAAGGUUGGAAGUCGGGACUUUCUGCUCCAGACUCCAGCCUGAUCGAGUGCCCGAUGUCGCACUGUAAGCCAGCCUCGCGUUCCUAUAUCUACCGGGUAGUCCUAGCGUGCCUACCUUCAGUAGGGCGCUCCCAGUUGCGGGCUCCAUGGAGGGGUGGAGUCAGCGAAAGCCGACGACACUCCUACGACCUGCGCGAACACCGCGCAUUCUGCCCCGUGGGCAAUGCGACAAAGGUCCAGGCAUGGCGAGAACCGUGCCGAAGACCAAACGUCAAAGCAGGAGGAAGGGACCAGGUACGGGUAAAACCAGUACCGACCCAAGCACCCGUGACGGUUCCGUCGGCGGCUCACCCCCUCGGCGGUCCUCACAUAACACAGCACACCGAGCAAAUUGCUCCACAUGCCGGCACCUCCGGGCCAUCUGCCUCCGUCAACGCGGAUACGGUAACCCGGACUGAGGACUACUUCUCCUCCGCAUGGCAGGUGCAAAAACGCAAGGGCAAGGGGAAACAAACUCCACAACCCCAACGCCCUAACCAAAACCAACAUGGCGUGAGCUCCAAGAAGAGGAAGAUCAACCCACGCCAGCGCAGGCGAGCGCGCAUGAACGCGAACGCCGCGCCCGACACACCAGCUCUACCCGCUGCCCCAACCUCCGGCCAGCCAUGCUUCUGUGCCGGUGGGCGUACACAGGCCCAGGCAGGCGAAAGCCGACCUGGACCGAGUGGUCGUCCGCCGGGCGCGGGGGCCGGCAGGCCGGUGAAGGAAGGGGACGAAACAAUAAGCCCUGCAGGUGAGGUACAGACAGCUGCCAAACGCGCUCUGAACGAGACACUUUCGCCCCGUGGGAAGCGCAAACGACAGUGCCUGGACCCGUCCAAGCGGGCCACUCCUCGGGUAAGCUACGCUCAAGCAACCAAGAAGUCCCUGUGCAUCGCAGUUACAUGCGGCCACACCGGGAUCCUAACAAAGGACGUAGCGGACACGAUACUGACGGGGAUACAGAAGACCAUCCUAAAGGAGGCAUGGUCCCCGAACAACAAACAACCGGGGCCAGCUUUUAAUGGUAAGCCGGUUUACACAGAAGGCGUCCUGAAGCUGUGGUGCUCCAACGACCACACUUUGACAUGGCUUCAAAAAACCAUCGCCGACUUGGCCCUUUCAACCGGCCACCAGCUGAUCAUCAAGAGCCAGUCGGAAAUUACACGAAGGAUCAGGUGUGGCAUCCUGAUCCCUAAUGAACAGGGGGCCAUCACCGACUCGCGAGACAUCGGGCGGAUUCUGGCAUACCAGAACCCGCAGAUCGCGGUCGACAGGUGGGUGCUCAAAGACAGGAGAAGCAGCAAGGCGCCAGCUUUGUGGUGGUGGGAAUCCCGGAGGAACAAAUCGCGACCCUGAUGAAGUCCGGGCGCCGCCUCGCCUUCGGGCUGGGUGCGGUGUACGUGAAAUUCCAGGGUCACAACGGCAAGUUUGCCGAUACUCCGCCGGGAUGGGACCCCGCCACUUUCACCAUCCAGAAACAGCCUGGCACAAGUACCACGACCAGCGAGGGCGCUGGCCCCACCGAGGGCCCUGCGGUGCCCGUACCCGCAACCGUCCCCUCACAGGACGACGACCCGGAAGAAGCCCUUCUGACGGGUUCAGACCUGGAGGGGGACGAAGUCGAGUCCGGGGACCUGCUGGCCGGGCUACAGCUUGGAGGAGACGAGGAGGGCGCAAUCUGCGAUGGCGUCCCCUUCUUCGUCGACAAUUAAAAUCCUCCAAGCAAACCUCCACCACAGCCAAACCGCGACGGCUCAGCUGCGCAAAUGGUUGGAGGUUCAACACACGGCCAUUGCCCUAAUCCAGGAGCCGUGGGUCAGGGCCGGCCAAAUCAGAGGACUCUCCAAUCUUGGAGAGACCAAUCUGCCAUCUCAAUACAGCAACCUGCUUUAAACAUGGAGAUCACCCUCGCCUCGGUAUACAUGCCCGAAGCAGAGGAGCCUCCUCCCUACGACCUCGCCCGCCUGGUGAAUCACUGCGAGAGA
Molecule: messenger RNA, 2135 nt
Organism: Helicoverpa armigera (cotton bollworm)
Lineage: Eukaryota; Metazoa; Arthropoda; Insecta; Lepidoptera; Noctuidae
Exons: 4
Coding region: 1-1506 (501 amino acids)
Source: RefSeq, a predicted model, not a curated record